AUCUCUACAUGCCACACCCAAAAAGAUUUGGAGUAGAAGCUUAGUUACGAAGAAUUUCCACAUGCAGGUACCUUGAAAUCAUUACAAGGGACAAACAAUAUUUCAAGUUUGGGAACAAAGGAUGGAGCAACACUCAUUGUGCACAUCUUUUCCUACAAAAGAUUUAUCAACUCCAAGAAAGCCUCAAGGAUGGAAAGCCAUGCCUUUCAUCUUAGGAAAUGAGACGCUUGAAAGGUUGGCGUCUUAUGGGAUGUUAGCAAACUUCAUGGUGUAUCUGUUAACGUUUUUUCACAUGAAUCAGGCACCAGCAGCUAACCUAAUCAACAUUUGGAUGGGUGUCACAAAUUUCACACCUUUGCUUGGUGCUUUCAUUUCUGAUGCUUUGAUCGGAAAGUUCAAGACCAUUGCUUUUGCAUCCUUCGCAUCUCUGCUGGGACUAAUAACGUUGACGUUAACGGCAUGGCUGCCACAAUUGCAUCCUCCAUCCUGCAACUCACAACAACUACCACAUGGUCAUCAUUGCAAAGGUCCCAACAAUCUUCAAUUUGGUAUGUUGAUCCUCGGACUCGGCCUCCUAGCCAUUGGAACAGGAGGAAUAAGGCCGUGUAACAUCCCAUUUGGUGUCGAUCAAUUCGAUCAAACAACAGAAGGAGGCAAGAAAGGGAUUGCCAGUUUUUAUAACUGGUACUAUAUCACAGCUACUUUGGUGUCCUUGAUUACUUUAACUGUUGUGGUUUAUAUCCAAGACAACGUUAGCUGGGUCUUGGGUUUUGGUCUACCUACCAUUCUCAUGGUCUGCUCGAUUGUUCUAUUCUUCGUUGGGACGAGAAUAUACGUCCAUCAACCGCCCCAAGGCAGUCUCUUUUCGGGUAUAGCUGGAGUGUUGGUUUCUGCCCAUCGUAAGCGUCGGCUUCUGCUUCCCGAGGACGGAGAGACUGAUGUUAGUUUCUACGAUCCUCCAUUAAAGAAAGCUAUUUUAUUGAAGCUCCCGCUUACCAACCAGUACAGGUUCUUGAACAAGGCUGCCAUAAUAGAGAAAAAUGACGAGAACCCUGAAGCUGGUUGUGCAAAUCCAUGGAGGCUAUGCAGCAUUCAACAAGUGGAAGAGCUCAAGUGCCUAUUAAACAUAGUCCCAAUAUGGUCUGCAUGUAUUAUUAGCUUCAUUUCCAUGGCACAACAAAGCACAUUCACCAUGUCACAAGCUUUGCUAAUGGAUAGACACCUCGGACCCAAUUUUGAAGUCCCCGCAGGAUCCAUGGUCAUCAUAACAAUGAUCACAAUCGGGAUUUGGGUGCUAUUAUACGACAGAAUUGUCGUUCCAUUUCUUAGAAAACUUACAAAAAUCGAAGGCGGAAUAACAAUUCUCCAGAGGAUAGGAAUUGGGGCGAUAUUCUCAAUCCUAUCAAUGGUAGCUGCCGGAAUUGUUGAGAGGGAGAGAAGAUCACGGGCCAAUUCGCAGCCUCAAUCGCCAAUGUCAGUCUUCUGGUUGUCGCCACAACUUGUCCUCCUAGGCUUAUGCGAGGCAUUCAAUGUUAUUGGACAAAUUGAAUUCUACAACACAGAGUUCCCUGAGCAUAUGAGGAGUAUUGGUAAUUCAAUAUUCAGCUGCUCCUUUGCUGGUGCAAACUACCUCAGCAGCUUAAUGAUCACAAUCGUUCAUCAUUCAACCGGAACUAGUAGCCACCCCAAUUGGUUAACAAAUGAUCUCAAUUUAGGCAGAUUGGACUAUUUCUACUUCCUCUUGGCCGGGUUAUGUGCUAUGAAUUUCAUCUAUUACCUGGUCUGUGCCCGGAGGUAUCGGUACAAAACCAUUGUACAAGUGGAAGAUGAACCUUAAUUACCUUGAUGUCGAGCUGAUCAGCACAGUCAAAGGUUGAACUUACAUAUUGAAUUAAUUGUAUGUAUAAACAGACGACAAGUGAAGUGUAUUAAUGGUGCAAAUUUUCUUUCGUUUAGGAAGCCAAACAGGAGUUCGAGACCCUCCAGUGCAGUUAAAUAAAUGGAACUUCUUUUGUAUAGCAUUGGGUAUAUGCUAUUGGAUAAAUUAAGUGAGGAUUUUCGGAUAACUAUAUAUGCUUUUCC
Messenger RNA from Tripterygium wilfordii, 2082 nucleotides. RefSeq names its product protein NRT1/ PTR FAMILY 2.13-like. Lineage: Eukaryota; Viridiplantae; Streptophyta; Magnoliopsida; Celastrales; Celastraceae. The coding region runs from base 122 to 1837 and encodes 571 amino acids. The transcript has 4 exons. Gene Ontology annotation, molecular function: transmembrane transporter activity. The record is from RefSeq and is a predicted model, not a curated record. Gene Ontology annotation, cellular component: plasma membrane. Gene Ontology annotation, biological process: transmembrane transport.